Phyllopteryx taeniolatus (common seadragon) is the source of this 680-nucleotide messenger RNA. RefSeq names its product nucleoside diphosphate kinase B-like. The transcript is spliced from 5 exons. The record is from RefSeq and is a predicted model, not a curated record. Gene Ontology annotation, biological process: GTP biosynthetic process; regulation of apoptotic process; UTP biosynthetic process. The coding region runs from base 163 to 612 and encodes 149 amino acids. Lineage: Eukaryota; Metazoa; Chordata; Actinopteri; Syngnathiformes; Syngnathidae. Gene Ontology annotation, molecular function: nucleoside diphosphate kinase activity.
GCCGGAGCUCGCCCAAUCGGAGAGCCGGGCUCACCGGCUCCGCCCCCCGCCGCCGGACCCACCUCCGUCCCCCACGGCCUUUAAAGGUUUUUCCCGCACGCUGCUCGUCCUCGCUGAGCUCUCGACCGCCGCCGGCCGCAAACCGACGACCUCCCCCGAGACAUGGAGCGAACGUUUAUCGCAGUGAAGCCGGACGGCGUCCAGCGAGGUUUGUGCGGCGACAUCAUCAAGCGCUUCGAGCGCAGAGGCUUCAGGCUGGUGGCCGCCAAGUUGACGCAGGCGUCCGAGGAGCGCGUGAAGACGCACUACGCCGACCUGAAGGCCGCGCCGUUCUACGCCGGACUCUGCGAGUACAUGGCGUCCGGACCCGUCCUCGCCAUGGUGUGGGAGGGGCGGCGCGUGGUCAAGCUGGCGCGGACGAUGCUGGGAGAAACCGACCCGGCCGAGUCCAAACCCGGAAGCGUCCGAGGAGACCUGUGCGUCGACAUCGGCAGGAACGUGAUCCACGGCAGCGACACGGUGGAAAACGCCAAGCGGGAGAUCGAUUUGUGGUUCACGGCUGACGAGAUGCUGGACUACACUUCCUGUGCGCACGCCUGCCUCUACGAGUGAAACGCGAAAAACGUCACGACCGUGAAAAGCAGUCUCCAAUAAAGCCUCACAUGAUUGCGACAAAAAAA